AUGGAGAGGGAAAGGGAGAGGGAAGGGGCAGCAGCGUCGUUGUGGCGCUGUUGCGAAGGGGGAGGGGAGGGGAGGGGAAGGGAAGGGAUGGAGAGGGAGGGAGAAGGGGCUGUCGUUCAGAAGCGUCGCUGUUCAGCAGCAGCGACGCUGCUGCGAUCGCAACAGAGGGAGGGGGGAGGGAGGCGGCGUAGUGGGAUAGGUGACGGCGGCAGCGGCGUGGUGGGAGAAAUCAUGUCGCGUGCAAUUCAUUUCAUCUCCAAUACGAUUCCAGGAUAUGGGCCACAGGAGGGAUGUCUCCCUUGCUCGGGAGUUUCAGGAGGAGCAGUGUCGGCUUGCACUACUCGUGGUGACCACCACAAAGUCAUUUCUGAUGUGAAGUUUUUUUCCUUGACAUGUGCCUCUAGGGGCAGGCCUUCUGCAUGCAAUGCAAGUUCUGGCAAGUAUAGAAGAAACCCAGAUUUUCCAAAGCAAAACAAAAGUGGGUUCUCCCGCAGCUGGAACAGGUACAAUGAAGAGAGAGAAGGUUAUGAGAACCUUGAAGAAUCUGAAAUUAUUUCUUCAAAAAAUGGGCCAUUACUUUCAGUCUCCGAAAACCCGAAAUUUCAAGUGACUUCAACUCCAGGUCCUAGGGAAAAGGAAAUUGUUGAAUUAUUCCGAAAGGUCCAGGCUCGUCUUCGUGAAAGAACAGCAGUCAAGGAAGAGAAGAAAAUUGAGGAUUCAACAGGAAAAAGCAAAGAGAGUGAGACUGUUGAUACUCUUCUCAAGCUUUUAAGGAAACACACAGUUCAGCAGGGCAAGAAAAACAGCAACAGUGCCAGCAGUAGGGACUUUGUCCUUGACCAGCCCGAGCAGGUAGGUCCAUUUUCUGAAGACAGAAGCACAAGUUUUUUAGACUCUAAUAAUAGUGUGAAGCAAGAGAUGCAAGAAAGCCAAAGACCACAUGUUAGCAGGCCAGCAUCUAACUUCCGUAAAAGGUCUCCAGUCCCCCAAGUCAAAUUUCAGCCGGUUUACUCAGACGAGGGCCCUAUUAAUUCCGUCUCACGUGGCAAUGGGAAAAGCAAGGAGAUGGAAACUAAUACUGAACCUGAUGUGGAGCCAAUUUUUUCAGAAGGGGGCGUGUUUGAUCAGAUGUCGGAAGACGAAACUUCUGUAAUUUUUGAAAGUGACAAUGAUGAAGAAUCGGAAGAAGAGAACCCGAUCAUUACCAAUUUAAGUGGAAUGAAGCUGUCCGAGUUGAGAGGUAUUGCAAAAUCUCGUGGUUUGAAAGGAUUCUCAAAGAUUAAAAAACAAGAGCUCGUUGAGUUGCUAAGCGGAAGCUCAAUCUGA
Molecule: messenger RNA, 1326 nt
Organism: Fraxinus pennsylvanica
Lineage: Eukaryota; Viridiplantae; Streptophyta; Magnoliopsida; Lamiales; Oleaceae
Source: the annotation of a GenBank genome assembly